Molecule: messenger RNA, 340 nt
Organism: Nomia melanderi (Alkali bee)
Lineage: Eukaryota; Metazoa; Arthropoda; Insecta; Hymenoptera; Halictidae
Source: RefSeq, a predicted model, not a curated record
CUCUUAUCGUAAAUUCAUUCACGUUUGAAAAAUAUAUUAGUGGAAAAUACUUAGGCGAGCUUGUACGAAUCGUCCUCGUUAAGUUAACCAAAGAAGGAAUGUUAUUUACUGGAGAUCACACGCCAGGAUCUAUGCUGAUACCGGGCAAUCUCACGACUGAUUUAGUGUCAGAUAUUGAACAAGACUCUUUGGAGGGUAAUGACAGUAAUACCAUACAAAUCUUGAAGAAAUUCGGCAUCGAUCCAGAGGAAGAGGAUAUACGGAUCGUUCAAUACGUCUGUGAGAUAGUCUCGAAUCGCGCGGCUCUCCUUCUAGCGAUAUGUCUUGCGACUUUAUUGAA